Messenger RNA from Ictidomys tridecemlineatus (thirteen-lined ground squirrel), 822 nucleotides. RefSeq names its product ER membrane protein complex subunit 6 (gene Emc6). Gene Ontology annotation, biological process: autophagosome assembly; protein folding in endoplasmic reticulum. The record is from RefSeq and is a predicted model, not a curated record. Gene Ontology annotation, cellular component: membrane; EMC complex; endoplasmic reticulum. NCBI's taxonomy places the organism in Eukaryota, Metazoa, Chordata, Mammalia, Rodentia, Sciuridae.
GUAGAGAAGCGGAGAGAGGGCGGAGCGUGGCCGAGGCGCAGGCGCAGGAGGGCGGGCGAGCUGUGUGCGCAUGCGCAGCCUGAGCCAUCCCAGUAGCCUCCAGCACAAGAUGGCGCCGCGGGAAUCUCUACCUCGACCUGUGUGAGGGAACGCUAAGUAACGCCGCCGUGUUUCAGGUAAUUGCGAAACCCUGGCCGGGGGAUGCAGAAGGGCUACCGGCCAGAGCCCUUAGUCUUCUCGGCGUCUUUUGAAGCUCUGCCUUGUUCCUCAAGAAAGCAGAGGCUGAGCCCCGGCGGGUGCGAUGGCCGCGGUGGUGGCCAAGCGGGAAGGGCCGCCGUUCAUCAGCGAGGCAGCCGUGCGGGGCAACGCGGCCGUCCUGGAUUACUGCCGGACCUCGGUGUCAGCGCUGUCGGGGGCCACUGCCGGCAUCCUCGGCCUCACCGGCCUCUACGGCUUCAUCUUCUACUUGCUUGCCUCCAUCCUGCUCUCCCUGCUCCUGAUCCUCAAGGCGGGAAGGAGGUGGAACAAAUAUUUUAAAUCACGAAGACCUCUCUUCACAGGAGGCCUUAUCGGAGGCCUCUUCACCUACGUCCUGUUCUGGACAUUCCUCUAUGGCAUGGUGCACGUCUACUGAAAUGAGGGCAGGGGUGCCUUUUUUAAAACAUCAGAUUGGAAGACUGUUGCCAGAAAUUAACACCGUGUAGACUUACUUAGUUUUUAAAUUGUUGAAUUCGCUGCUUGUUCUGUAACGUUAUAAAUAAUUUAUAUCUGAAGACAGAGAGCCUGUAAUAUUCUUCAGAUUAAAUGAAGUGUGAGACACUU